AGCCCAAACUGAGGAGCACGGCCGAGCCAUCAGCUGGAGCUUCCAUCCAUGGCUCUGCUCCGCGCCGCCGCCGCCGCCCUCCGCCGCCGCGCCCGCGUCGCCGCUCUCCCGGCCAUCUCCCCCUUCCCCCACACGCACGGCCAAACCUCCUCCCCGUCCCCCUCACCCGGUCCCGUCUCCAACCCCGCCGCCCGGCGCCACCUCAUCACCCUAAGCCGCCGCAGCCGAUGCCUUCGCCCGCCCUCCGCCUCCGCGGCGGCGUCCUCCCACUACAUCGACAGGAUCUUGCUCCCCAGCAGCUUCUCGCACCCGCUCUCGACCUCCUCCCGGGACAAGGACACGGACAGGGACAAGGAGGAGAGCAUCCCGCCGCUGCCGCCGGCGUCGUGGGUGGAGAGGUUGCUGCCGGAGGCGGCGCGGCCGUACGCGAUGCUCGCCCGCCUCGACAAGCCCAUCGGCACCUGGCUCCUCGCUUGGCCCUGCAUGUGGUCGAUCACCAUAGCAGCGAUGCCGGGGAAGCUCCCCGACUUGAAAAUGCUGGCGCUCUUCGGGUGCGGGGCUGUCCUCCUCAGGGGGGCUGGUUGCACGGUGAAUGACCUUCUCGAUCGCGACAUUGAUAACAAGGUUGAGCGCACCAAAAGCAGGCCCUUUGCAUCAGGCGCUCUAACCCCUUCUCAAGGAGUGGCCUUCCUUGGAGCUCAGCUACUGCUGGGAUUGGGCAUUCUUCUCCAACUUAACAACUUCAGCCGUGUUCUUGGGGCAUCUUCUCUUCUUCUGGUGUUUUCUUAUCCCCUGAUGAAGAGGUUCACAUUUUGGCCUCAGGCAUAUCUCGGCUUGACCUUCAACUGGGGAGCUUUGUUAGGAUGGGCUGCUAUCAGAGGGAGCUUAGACCCUGCAAUCAUCCUUCCACUGUAUACUGCUGGUAUAUGUUGGACAUUGGUGUAUGAUACCAUAUAUGCACAUCAGGACAAAGAAGAUGACCUCAAAGUAGGUGUCAAGUCCACAGCAUUAAGGUUUGGGGAUUCAACCAAGCAAUGGAUCAGUGCCUUUGGCGCUGCAUCUAUUGGCAGUUUAGCGCUCAGUGGCUACAAUGCUGAACUUGCGUGGCCCUACUACCCUCUCCUGACAGCUGCAGCUGCACAUUUGGCAUGGCAGAUUUCAACCGUUGACUUAUCUGACCGUGCAGAUUGCAACAGGAAAUUUGUCUCAAAUAAGUGGUUUGGAGCUUUGGUAUCCAGUGGAAUUUUGUUGGGACGACUUGCGUCGUGAUAGAUACAUACAGUCAGGCGCGAUGUGCCAGUACGUUCUUUUCUAUAGAAUUUUGAUAGCUCUGACAGAACCAGUACAUUUCUGUGACUAGUGCGAGAAGGACAGAGAGAUUGUUUUAACCUUGUCAUCUGCUAAGUGCAGCGUACUUCAGAAUGAACAUCUCAGGUUAUUUACUGGGCGUUUCGUCGUUCCCCGUUCUCUCCCCGGUGGCAAAGCAAGGAAAACAGGGGAAUAACACUGUUGUAGAACACAUUGCUGUGCAUUUAUGUGAUUAUUAUUCUGAUAUAGGGUCUCCACGACGAGACCAACGAUAGAUAAUCCUCUUGGGAGCUCAAAACAUGAUUCAGCCUAACACUGAAUAUUUGGGAAGAUGGCUGUCAGUCUUCCAGUUCAUUUUUCACACCUGUGGGCUGUGACUAGCUCAGAGUGGCUGGGCAAAACUCUUGGUGCAGUAAACCGAAUAUACCGAUGGAUUAGUGGUGCA
Triticum aestivum (bread wheat) is the source of this 1753-nucleotide messenger RNA. RefSeq names its product 4-hydroxybenzoate polyprenyltransferase, mitochondrial. Bases 49 to 1269 code for a protein of 406 amino acids. Gene Ontology annotation, biological process: ubiquinone biosynthetic process. NCBI's taxonomy places the organism in Eukaryota, Viridiplantae, Streptophyta, Magnoliopsida, Poales, Poaceae. The record is from RefSeq and is a predicted model, not a curated record. Gene Ontology annotation, cellular component: mitochondrial inner membrane. The transcript has 9 exons. Gene Ontology annotation, molecular function: prenyltransferase activity.